This is a messenger RNA of Nematolebias whitei (Rio pearlfish), 1149 nucleotides long. RefSeq names its product protein pygopus-like. The record is from RefSeq and is a predicted model, not a curated record. The transcript has 4 exons. Bases 112 to 918 code for a protein of 268 amino acids. NCBI's taxonomy places the organism in Eukaryota, Metazoa, Chordata, Actinopteri, Cyprinodontiformes, Rivulidae.
CCUGGUGUAUGUGUGUUUUGGUGGGCAGGGGCAGCUGAUGAGUUUAUUUGUGGACGUUGGAACAAUCUAAAUCCACAGACUAGCUCAACACAACUGAGACCUGCUGCAGCCAUGGCUGCUGCAUUCCUGGUAAUAAGAGUUUUGCUGUUUUUCUGGCUGACCGACGUGACCUGUUCCUCAUCUUUGAUCGGGGAGACGUUUCAGCUUAAAGAACAAGACGACCUAAGUAAAAGUUUGGAACGCUAUCAGCAACGCAAUAAAUUUCCUGUCAACUGGCCACCAAGAGUCCAUUUCUCAAAUUUUCCCAUUUCCCCUCAAAGCGGUGGAAAAAUCUGCUCCGACAUGAAACCGUGUGGAACUGGCAGAUAUGUAAUCCAAAGCAGGAUUAUCCCGUCUGAGUUUGCUGAGGAAAGGAGAAGGAAAGUCCUCUAUGGACCAAAACAUGGACCAAAACCCAGUUUUAUGUUCUACAUAUCUGUUCCUAUACCACACCAGCUUACAGCUAAAGGCUCUCAUGCUCUGUACCAUCAUGAUCUCCAUCAUCCUCCUCAUCCACCAAAACAUCCUGGUCCAGGACCUCACCAUGUACAUCAAGGGACCCAUAAUCCACAUGAACCAAAGCGCCAUGGUCCGGGACCUCACCAUGUACAUCAAGGGACCCACUAUCCAUAUCAACCCAAACUCCCUGGUCUGGGUCCCCACCAUCCACCUCGCCGCUGCCCCCUGCAUGGUCCCUGUCCACAACCCCACAAGCAUCGACGGCCAUACUCUGCAAAACUUGAUAUGUCUCGGGUUAUGCACAAUAUGUUUGGGCACCGUGUAAACAAAGGGAGGCAGAUGAAACCUGAUGAACUGUCCAUUCACCAAACAGACAAAAAGAAUCUGGGAUCCAAAGGACACGAUAAAAUCAAAGCGUAAAAAAGGGUGACGUCUAAAGGAAAUUCAAGUGAAUGAAGGCUAAAAUGUUUCCACCUGACGCCCAACAAACCUGGUCCUAAGAUCCAACUGAAAACCAGCCUGAAGCCUCUGUAGGAGUUGAAUUCAGGACUGCCAUGUGAACGGCAAGAUUGUCAUCUUGUUUCAAGAAUAAAGAGAUUUUCUAAACAUUCUGUCAAACUUUAAUGUUCUGGAUCACUUCAGCCUUAUUAG